Molecule: messenger RNA, 3211 nt
Organism: Copidosoma floridanum
Lineage: Eukaryota; Metazoa; Arthropoda; Insecta; Hymenoptera; Encyrtidae
Biological process (GO): regulation of apoptotic process
Source: RefSeq, a predicted model, not a curated record
UGGUCCGCCAAACGACACACUCGUUGCUAUACAUAACAAAUCUUGUUUAGAAUUGUUUUUAAUUUAAUUUAUGAGCGAGUUUGUAGUUAUCUCGAGUGGUGUGAUUGUUGUUUUAUCCUUGAGCUGAAGUUGGAGAUGCCGGAGAAAAUGUCGGACAGCAAGAGUAAAACCAAGAGGCCUAGGCUUUCCAGCGAGGAGUCCUACAGCAGCUCUACCAGCACGUCAUCCAUGAGUUCUUCGUCCGACGAAGAAACGGAUGCCAAGGAUUUAAAACCCAUAGGCGAAUAUCUAACUAAUAGAACGGAACUUGCUGCGCAACUUUUCAAAUCUGUCAAAGCAGAAAAGAUCCGUAUGAUGCUACCACAAAUCAUGAAGAAAAUGGAUCUUGAUGAACUGCAAGAGUGGUGUGCUGCUGAAUUGACGGGCAUGUCAAAAAAGAGGAUCAUGUGUUGUAUAAAUGAUAAACCAAUGUUGGAAUCUUCAGAAACGGACGAGUCAGAUGACUCAGGUCCUUCUCUUGAGAUUAUUUCUGAUACAGAGUGGAUAAGCGAAGAUGAACCUAGUGUGAAAGUUGAAGGAGUAAAGUCAAAGAAUAAAAAAGAUUCUAAGAAGCCAAAGAAAAAAGUUUCAGUGCAAAAAAAUCAAGAUGCCACAAAGAAAUCCAAAUUGAGAACGAAAGUUAAGGGAAAACCGGAAACGGAUGGUAAAUCACAAGUUAAAAUCAAAACAGAAAAAAUAAAAACAGAAAAGAUAAAAACGGAAGAUAAACCGAAAGCAAAAGAAAAAGAAGGUGAAAGUCUUUUAGAUCUUUUAGAGCUGGAAAUGAGAGCAAGAGCCAUCAGAGCUUUGAUCAGAAAAGAAGCAGGUGUCUCUAGCAAAGUAGAUGCACCUAAGACUAACGCGGAACCUGGAACGUCAUCCGACCAAAGUGCCAAGGCUAGACAAGUCAAUCUAAAAGAGCAACUAGAAAAAAUUGAUGUCCUCAUUAAGCACGGAGAUGAUGAAGAUGUUUUUGUAGUUAUUCAGCCAGCUCCCACUAUCGAGUUACUUUCCAGUGAAAGCGAAAAUGAGGACCACUCUAAGCGUGUUAAUAAAAAGUUAGCGACUGAAAGACGAUCUGAAAGUGAAAAUGUCCAAGAGCAACCGAAUAAAAAUCCAUAUGCAGAUGCAACCAAAAAUGCGAGCAUUAAUCAAGAUACUAGUGCUAACAAAGAAAAAGACAAGACGAAUGAAGCGAGCACUAGUAAAAUAAAAGAUAAAGAUAUCGUUAGUAAAAAGGUAGAAAAUCGAAAAGAAAGUUCCAGUUUGCCAAUGAGUGUUACUGAAAACAAUGCAGAUGAUAAACAAGAACAAUCAAAUAAGCCUAACGAAGAACUUGAAGAUGGAGAAAUCCUUGAUGACGGAGAAGAUGUCGGAAUUUCUAGUCAAAAAGCAAAUAAUUCCAAUGAAGACGUGACUCUCAACAAGAUUAAAAAAGUGAAGAAAAACCUACACAUACGUUCCAGAAGAAAGAGCAAAGAUAAUGAUAUUUUUGAUUUGGAGUCUGAAACUUUGAAUAAAAAAGUGAUUAGAUCAAGGAAUGAAAAUAGCAAGAUUCAAAAUGUCCAGGUCAAUACUAUUGCAGAUGAGCCGAUAGAGAUCGAAGAAUCACCAAGAAGAGAGACUGAAGUAGAAAAAAUAGGAAAAUCUAAUGAGGAAAGCAUACAAAUUGAUCUGGACGAUGAUAAAUCCUUGGAUAUAGAGGAGAUUAUCAACUUGGACGAUUACCCUGAUGACAUGGAUAUCAUAGAAAAAAAUGAAACUAACGAUGAUGAGCCGGAAAGUGAAAAAACAACGAAUUCUGACAUCAAGGCAACAGAAAAAACCGCUUCUUCAUCGACUCAUUCGGAAACCUGGGCAACACGCUAUGUUAAGCAAGACGACGUUCAGAAUGUGAUAAAAGAAUCAAAAAUACAGUCCGAAAUACGUAAGAGAUUAAGAGAAAGACAGAGGCAGAGUAAAAUGAACAAUUCUCCAAAGAUGAAAGAUAAUGAAGUAUUACAGCCAAGUUCCGAGUAUGAAAUGCAGAAACCUACAGGUUCUGUCGAAGAGUAUUUGGCAUUGAAGGCUCUCCAAUCCAAUGAAAAAAUAAUUGGUAUUUCCGAAGAUAGUACGAACAGCACUGGCUCUUCUAAGUCUUUAGUACUAAGUGAGUCACUUUCAAGUACAAAUACUGCAAUAGAAAAAAAAUCUGUGAGCGAAAAUCAAUUUACAGAGAUAGCAAAAAAAUCGGACAAGUUACAUUCGAAUGCUACUGCAGAAAGUAUUUUUUCAAAGGACAAAUACAAAGAAGCACAGAAAAAAACUAAUAAAGAAGUAUUUGUCAGUGAAACCGCUACUAAUAUUGUGGAGGAUAGCAUUGAUAGCACUAUCUUUUCUAGCCCUACAGUAAGGGGUAAGUCACCAUCGAGUAAAAAUACAGUGAUAAAAACACAACCCACAGAUGAUGUAAUUACAGUGAGUACGGCAAAAGAUCCAGAAAAAUUGAAUCUCGCAGCAGCUGCAAAACGUGAUUUGAAAAAAAUGGAACGCAAAGCAGCGGAAAAAAAAACCAAGCAGAAAAAAUCACCCCGAAAAAAAAUCACGAAUAUUUCAGAGGAUCGUGCAAAUAGUACAAGCUCUGCCAAAUUUCUGGUUCAGAGUGAAAGUGAAAACAUCAAAGUAAAACUAGAGUGUGUACCGGUAAGUAAUAGUUCAUUGGUACAGGUGGCGAUGGAAUCAGAAAAAUUUGAUGUCAAAGUUGAAAGUAAUCCGCUGAAAGAAAAAAACGAAGCGACGAACGAACAAACUGAGCCUAAAGUACUAGACAGUGAAAGUGUUGCUAAAGAUAGUGCCAACAGCACUAGCUAUCCUAAAUCUCCAGUCCAGAGUGAGUCUCUUUUGAGUGAAAGUUUGUUGGUAAAAAAAGAAUCUGUAUCUACCAGCAACGACACACUAUCAGAGGUGGUUGAAGAAUCAAAUGUAAAUACUGUAUUAAAAAGUGAACAAGCGAAUAAAGGACUCAUUGAGCAAGUAUCAGUGAUUGAUGAAAUCAAAAAAGAAAUCAAGGAAGUGCCAGACGAGGAAAACGAACUAGCCACAGUUCUUAGUACGAUAGUUUCAAAUGAAGAAGCAAAACUGGAUUGUUCGGAACCGGGUGAUGGUGGUAAUGAUGGCACAGGCUACCCGGCAA